Molecule: messenger RNA, 3305 nt
Organism: Schistocerca americana (American grasshopper)
Lineage: Eukaryota; Metazoa; Arthropoda; Insecta; Orthoptera; Acrididae
Product: zinc finger protein 732-like
Exons: 4
Coding region: 265-1209 (314 amino acids)
Biological process (GO): regulation of transcription by RNA polymerase II
Cellular component (GO): nucleus
Molecular function (GO): RNA polymerase II transcription regulatory region sequence-specific DNA binding; DNA-binding transcription factor activity, RNA polymerase II-specific
Source: RefSeq, a predicted model, not a curated record
UAAGCUGUGUGAUGAAUAUAUGUAAUGUUAAGCUAGACAUAUCAAAAUUGGUUCUGGUUCAUUUGUACGUGUGUAUAGCGCAAAUAUAAUGUUUUGACAUUCUGUUCGAGUGCUACUUGUGCGAGGGAUAUGAUGUUUUGUUCAAUAUAAAUGCGGCAUUCGGAAGCCAUCGUCGUGAUGAUUGUACGUUUUCAACAUAUAUUGUGAAUACUAAAGCCGUUUCAAUGCUGCCACCGCUGGAACCCCACAGCCCUGUAUUCUGUAAUGCAAUCAUUUACAGAAUCCUUACGUUGCCUGGAAUGCUCAGACUGCAAGGCAAGCUUCAGUUCAGCAUCUCUCUUACUACAGCAUUUUGCACAACAUGUCCUGGAAAGAAAACCUGAGGGCGAAGCCCCAAGUGAAAAUGUUGGUGAGCUUCACUGUUUCCACAGACAUAAAGGAAAAGAGAAAGAAAGCAUUUUGGAGACAGCAUUGAAACAUACUAGCGGUCAAGUUGCUGACACACAGCCAUCGUCACUGGAAUCUUGUUCGCCUCUCUCGUCCACAGCUUCUCCUGUUUGUGAGAGUGCUAGUACCAGGAUCUCACCAAAUAGUUCCUUCUGUGAAACAGCACCCGCAGUUGAUAAGAAAGAAGCAGCUCUUGCGAGGCUUGACCUGCAGACCCGGCUGGAGAACUGUAUCAUGAGGCUUGCUGCAUCCAGGAGUGCACUGUGUGAAUCUGCCCUCGAUUUGUCUAGUACUAGCAGUGGUAGGACUUGUGCAGGUGAAAACAUUGUAGUGAUGAAGGAAUGUACAGAAAAUGUACGCAAGUGUUCUUCUAGCAGAAAACAGAAAAAUCCCAAGAAAAUAUGUUCUACCAUAAUCAAAGAACAAGACCAGAUGGAGAAUGUUGCAGUGACAGAUGAAAAAUCUGCAGGCAAAAGGAGGUACCCGUGUCGUCUUUGUCCCAAGGCAUUUGGAUGGUCAACAGAUCUCAAGAGGCACAUCCUUACACACACAGGGGAACGACCCUUCAAAUGCCGCAGCUGUGAUGCAACAUUUACCCGAAACUUUCUUCUUCAGAAACAUGAGAGUCGUGUCCAUGUAGAAGGUCCAAACUUAAACACUGGAGAUUCAAGUGAUGAAAACUUCACAACUAUGGAAAAGAAGAGAAAGAGAUCCAAUGGAGAACUGUCAUCACGCUGCAAUGGUGUUUCGUGCUUUGUCUGAAACACGUUUUGUGAAACUGUGGCAGGUCUAGUAUGGAAAACAAUAGGGAAAGGUUAGUUUGCUUCUCACCAUAUGGAGGAGGCGUUGAGUCACAGAUAGGCACAAUAAAAACAUAUUCUACCAUUCUUUUUUAUUGUGCCCAUCCACACACAUUUUGUAAAUCCAUUGACUUGUUCAGUAUUACUGAUAAAUGGUCUUCUGACGUGUAUGUGAGCUGUUGCUACAGAAUUUAUGCACCAGUGGUAAUGAUUUGAUUUCUCACAUCUGUGAGCUAUUGUCAUAUGGAAAUCCCAAAUUCUAGUUUAACAGAUAAUUUUCUAUCCUAAUGCAAAAGUCUUCAUUGCAUCGUCAAGCUGGUUAUGAAAAAAACAGUUACUUUUACAGAUUCCUGUUUUACUUUUUAAAGGAAUGGACGCCAAUUGGAUUAGUUUCAAAUGAAAAGUGGGGAAAGAAUGACUGUCAUCAUCCAGGCAAAAAUGCACGAAGGAUACCUAGUAAGGCACAAAACAGCAUGAGUGUCAUUGCAGCAGACUGCAUCAAAUGUUAUUUAAUCAUUGUGAGAUAACAUUGCAUCAGUAAACAACAUAGAAAUUGAAGAGAUUUAAGUGUUAGGAAUUGUGUUAAGGCAGAAAGAAACAUGGCUGUAUAUUUGCGUUGCCUUUAACCUAUCUCGUAAGUACUUAUAUAUUCACUUGUAGCACGUGUUGGAGUGCAAAAUGCCCAAAAAGAGCCUUAUUGAAUUUUAUACAGCUAAAUCUUACUAGAAAAUUGAGAUUAUUAUUGUUAACUGUCAGGGUAUAAUAUUAUUGCUGCCUUCAUAAUUACUUCCGCAAAAGUUCAACUGCAGGCUAAGGCCUUUUUUUUAUUUAUUUUACAAAACCAUUUAAUAUCUUUCCAGCUAACAAUUCAGUUUACAAUACAUUUUAAGAACUUGCUGAGAAUGUCUUAAAGCAUUGUUCAAUAUUUUCUUACAUCCAGCUGCUAUAUUCGUUGACAUGGUACUUGUGUACCAAGUGUUACAAUUUACUUGAAUGUUUUUAUAUCUUUUGCUGGUGCACUUAAAAAUUGUUUUGGAGAUAGUCAUUUAUAAUUCAUUUGCAAUGAGGAAACCACCAUUUUGCUGUAAAACAGUGAAAAUUUCAUGAUGGAUGUAACAGAUUUCAUCAGGAUCAUGGUUUUUGAAUAUUAGUUAAAUAUGUUCAUUUUUUGGGCAAGGAAUAAAAUUUCAACUCGUCAGUCCAAAGACGUCUGCAGUUGUAUGUUAUCACAGCGGUUUGGAUUUCCAGUUUGAAGUGAAACAAAGUACGAAAAGAAAAACCUGAAAAAUAGAUCUCUAUCAACACCAGAGGUGUGUUGACAUGUUUGAAGCAUUAGAUUUUCAAUUAGUUUAUUGAUGACCAAUAUGUAUCUACAAAUUAAGCUCCUUAUACUUUAAUUUAACAUUGAAAAUCAUAGCAAGACAUGCAGUAUUGAUGAUGAUAUGGUUUGGAAGGAAAGAAAUCUUUUGUUUUUGCAACAGUCCUGGUUGUUUAUUGCCAGUUAAUUUAUUUUAAAUAGGAAUUUUGAUUUCUGAAAAUAUUGACAUGAUUAUGGUUUGUUACAUAAACUUUUUAUGAUUUCCACACAAUAAGACGCAGGAAAGUCUUCAAAAGUCACAGAUAUCUAAAGUAUAGCUAAUCAAAUCAUUGCUCUUGUCCUGGAAGAAUUGACGUAGUUGUAACAUACAGACAGUAGUGUUUUUAAAUGGAUGUUUGAAGGUAUAGUCUAAAAUGCAAUGUAUGUUCUUCUGUAAGUGAACCAACAUCUUUCUUGUUGGUGAGUGCACUGUAUCAAUUUUUUUGCACCUAAGUGUUUAUUCAACGUCUCUCUUUCUGUAGCUUCUUAUUACACACAAGAUAAUAUUUGAUGCUCACCAUGUAAUUUUAUUUGUUUUCCCUGAACAUAUGUAAGCGAAUAUACUGUAUUGCAAGCAAUUUUUUCCACAUUUUUUAAAACUACUUUGGUGCAAAUUAAUUUCAUUUACCAACCUCCUUUGACAUUGUCUCACAGGUGUUCAAGACAGUUUUCAUAGAUCAUAUUUAAUGCAGAAAUUUUUU